This is a messenger RNA of Gadus morhua (Atlantic cod), 3697 nucleotides long. Its product is annotated as copine-3. Gene Ontology annotation, biological process: ERBB2 signaling pathway; cellular response to calcium ion. Lineage: Eukaryota; Metazoa; Chordata; Actinopteri; Gadiformes; Gadidae. The transcript is spliced from 16 exons. The record is from RefSeq and is a predicted model, not a curated record. Gene Ontology annotation, cellular component: plasma membrane. Bases 168 to 1769 code for a protein of 533 amino acids. Gene Ontology annotation, molecular function: receptor tyrosine kinase binding; calcium-dependent phospholipid binding.
AAACGAGCGCACCCAGAGUCAGGCAGACAAUUUAAUCGACGAGGUGGGCUGUGCAGGGCGGGGUUUUAUUUCCGAACCACCCAACUACUUGUGUGGCAACAUUGACAGCUAUCGUCUUCUAUUUCACUCGUCUAUCUUACCCAUUUAAACAUUUGACGGCGUCAGUCAUGGCUGCUACACAAUGUGUCACGAAGGUGGAGCUAACUGUGACUUGUGAUAAUCUCCUGGAUAAAGAUAUCGGCUCCAAGUCCGACCCUCUGUGUGUGCUGCUGAUGAGCAGCAAGGAGGGCCAUUGGUAUGAGGUUGGUCGCACAGAGCAGGUCCAAAAUUGCCUAAGCCCCAAGUUUGCCAAGAAAUUUGUCGUGGACUACUACUUUGAGAUCGUGCAGAAGCUGCAGUUUGGCAUCUACGACAUUGACAACAAAACGGUGGACCUGAGUGACGAUGACUUCCUGGGACAGCUGGAGUGCACCAUGGGCCAGGUGGUGUCCAGCAAAAAGUUAACUAGACCGCUCAUCCUGAAGAACUCUACUCCAGCAGGGCGUGGCAGCAUCACGAUCAUGGCUGAAGAAAUAAAUGACAACAGAGUGGCCAAUUUUGAGGUGGAAGCAAGGAAACUGGAUAACAAGGAUUUCUUUGGAAAGUCUGACCCUUACUUGGAGUUUUACAAGCAGACAGAAACUGGGUGGCAGCUAGCUCACAGGACAGAGGUGGUGAACAACAACCUGAAUCCAACAUGGAAGCCCUUCCGUAUCCCGGUACAGUCGCUCUGUGGUGGAGACAUGGAGAAACCCAUAAAGGUGGAAUGUUACGACUACGACAAUGACGGAUCACAUGACCUCAUCGGAUCCUGCGAGACCACGUUGAAACGCUUCCAGGAGGCGACUCGAUCCUCUCCGGCGGAGUUCGACUGCGUCAACAGCAAAAAGAAACAGAAGAAGAAGGGCUACAAAAACUCUGGCGUCAUCAGCGUGAAGCUUUGUGAGGUGAAGAAGGAGUACACCUUCUUGGAUUACAUCAUGGGAGGUUGUCAGCUCAACUUUACUGUCGCCAUCGACUUCACGGCGUCCAACGGUGACCCCCGAUCUCCGGAGUCACUCCACUACAUUAGCCCACAGGGGGUCAACCAGUACCUCACGGCCACAUGGUCCGUGGGCAACGUCAUCCAGGACUACGACAGCGACAAGAUGUUCCCUGCCUUUGGAUUUGGAGCUCAGGUUCCUCCCCAAUGGCAGGUUUCUCACCAGUUCCCUCUGAACUUCAACCCGUCUAACCCUUUCUGCUCCGGGGUGGCUGGGGUGGUGGAGGCCUACCGUGUGUGUCUGCCCCAGGUGAAGCUCUAUGGCCCCACCAACUUCUCCCCCGUCAUCAACCACGUGGCCUGCUUCGCCAAACAGGCCAUCCAGCAGACCACCGCAUCGCAAUACUUUGUGCUGCUCAUCAUCACCGACGGCGUGAUCACGGACAUGGACCAGACGCGCAACGCCAUCGUCAACGCCUCCCGCCUCCCCAUGUCCAUCAUAAUCAUCGGCGUGGGCGGAGCCGACUUCAGCGCCAUGGAGUUCCUGGACGGCGACGACGGGCGGCUGCGCUCUCAGACCGGCGAGUCGGCCAUGCGGGACAUCGUCCAGUUUGUCCCCUUCAGGGACUUCCAGAAUGCCCCAAGCCAGGCUCUUGCCCAGAGCGUACUGGCCGAGCUCCCGCAGCAAGUGGCCACCUUCUUCGGCCUAUUUGGGCUGAAGCCUCCCAAGGAGGCCAGUGCAUCCUAGGGGGUACCUCGGUUCUUUAGAAUUGUUUAUAACAACAACAAGAAACAAACCCUUAACCCGCUGCCUUGGCCGCUUGUCCUUAACCUUCGUGCAUGAACCCUUUCUCCCUCCGCCCCUGCAUGACUUUCUGUCCUCAAGCUCAGCAGCGUUUUUUGUACGUCUCCAUGUGGAUGCCACCCCCUUUCCCAUUCAGAAGUCAUUUUUGAGAUGAUUUUCUUUCAUUGUUUAGAAGAGUGACCCUUGCCCUUGCCAUUGCCCUGGUUAUCUUUUCUCUUUUGUAUCUGUUCGAGGCCUUGUAAGAUUUCAUUCAAGUAUCAGUGACACUGUGACAUACUGGCUUGGCUACCAACGUUUUUAAACAUUUGUUAGGCUGCCUUUAUAAACUGCAUUAUUAAUGCAAGCAUAUAUUAACCAGGAAAGUAAAGUUUUUAUAAUACAUUGUUAUUUGGCGCCGCCAGUGACGUUGAAAAAAUGGUCUCUGAUUCAAAGGCAAGUGUCUUAUUAAUCUAUUGUCUAGUUGUUUCAUGUUUAGAGGUCAACUGCAACACGCAUACAUGUAUUGACUUACACAGGUACUUGGGGUGAGCCAGAGAGUGACAGCUGUAACUGGACUGCGGUUUGAAUACAGCAUUCAUUCAUUCACUGCAUGUAGACCGCCCAUCCCUUCCUCAAGUUCAUUAAUUGACUCUGUAGCUGUUAAGUGCUUUUGGAUAUGUACUUCUGGUCCUCGUGUACGAUAUCAAACCCCCCGAUGUGUCAUGUCUCCUCCCUGAUCCAGGCCCCCCCAGAGGCCCUGGCCCGGAGCGUGUUGGCUGAAGUCCCCGCGCAGGUGGUGGGCUUUUUCACCUCCACGGGCCUGAACCCACCCGCCGACAACAACAGGAGCACCAACCCCACUCCGGCUCUCGUGGGGACCGUCUAAUUGUGCAUGAUGAGGGAGGGUUACAGGGGGAACUCGCCACUAGUCACCGUCCAGCACCUAAAGAAGUACCGUACGGACCGCAAGGUCCCUGAGUCAAACCUUCCCUUGACCCCACGAGCGUGGCUCUAGAAGGGUAUCCGUACACGCGUAACGUAGCUCGUUCUGCAAGCCUUCUGUGCCAAAUAUCGCCUGCCUGGCUCCCCUCUUACCUGUGCACCAGUGAAAGUGACCAAGCACACUCUUACACUCCGCACUGAUGGAUAUGUUUGCUUUAGCCAAUCGGCAAAGGGACUUUGCUCGCAUGCAUGUUUUAUCCAAUGUUAUCCCCUGUGUAUAUAUAGCAUUAUGUAUUCAACAUUUAUCUUUAUCACACAGCACAAUUUUCUAUUUUUUUAAUUAUUUAGUUUUUAAGAUUUUCUGUGUUCUGCGUCACAACUGUGCAUUUAUUAAACACCUGUAGGUCCAUAUAUUGUCUGAUAGUAUAUACAUGUGUAAGAUUGGUCCAUAGCCUAUGGAGAGUUUUGCCCAAAACAUCUCAUUUUAUUAUUACCAAAGUAUUGUUUAGUGUGUGUUUUUCACGUUAUUGGCCAAUUCUUUAACAUGUUUUUGUAAUAUUCUGAGGCUUUUAUUGUUGCAGUGCCAUUUCUUUGCGUUCUUUGACAUGACUUGUAUCUCAGGAAUGUUUAAAUAAUCGCAAUCCAGGAGACUCAUGACAUGUAUAAUUUCCAAAGAAGGGAGUAUCAUUUCGAAAGAAGGGAGUAUCAUUUUAUUUCCAGAGAAGAGUAGCCUCAAAGCAUCGUCAAAUCCAUUGUUGUCCAAAAUUCACUAUACACUAAUUCCACAUCACGUGUAUUUCAUUGUUGAUCAUGCGUUUAAAAUUUUAACUAAUGUUUAGCUCCUGCAUUAUCUUUCAGCAUUGACUGGAUUAUCAUGUUAUGAAAUGACCCACCAGUUUAUAUUUACAUUGUAAUCAAUAAUGUUGAAAUAAAUGUAAGUAUCACAUCAA